Messenger RNA from Bradysia coprophila, 1524 nucleotides. RefSeq names its product Zinc/iron regulated transporter-related protein 102B (gene Zip102B). NCBI's taxonomy places the organism in Eukaryota, Metazoa, Arthropoda, Insecta, Diptera, Sciaridae. Gene Ontology annotation, cellular component: membrane. The record is from RefSeq and is a predicted model, not a curated record. Gene Ontology annotation, molecular function: metal ion transmembrane transporter activity. Gene Ontology annotation, biological process: zinc ion transport; transmembrane transport.
GCAUUCAAAAUAUGAAUCUGUCAGUACGUGUCAUGUCACCAACCGCAUAAAAAUACCAAAUAAAAUAGUUUUGAACAGUUUUGUUUACUCAUCAAAGUCCAAUUUUGAAAAAAAACUCAUUAGAUCGUGUUGCGUUGAUGUAUCCAACGCAAAAUGCUAAACAAACAAAAUUUACUUUUUGCCAACGUUUAACUAAACAGAAAACACUGUGCGUUCGAUCGGUUUGGACACAUCUCCAUUUUUUUGUCGUAUAUGAUCGAACUGGUUUCCUAGAGUCUAGCUAAGUGUAGUCUGCCAACCUGUGUGAUCUUGUGACCGUAUAGAAAGAUGGACGAAACGUUAGUCCUUAUAUUGUUGGUGUUUGUUAUGUUGGUCGGUUCCUACUUGGCCGGAAGCAUUCCACUAGUUGUAUCUUUAUCAGAGGCAAAAUUGAAAAUCGUCACGGUUUUUGGAGCUGGUCUACUUGUUGGAACCGCAUUGGCUGUAAUCAUUCCAGAAGGUAUCAGAGCACUAUAUAGCGAUGCUAUUGAGAAAAUGCAUAGUCACAAAGUGACUGACAAAGUGACUGAUGGUUCUGUAACACCAGAGUCUCAUGUAGACGACGAUGUGGAAUUUUCAUCCACCAUUGGAUUGUCAUUGGUUUUAGGAUUCGUAUUUAUGAUGCUAGUUGAUCAAAUUUCGACUCGCCGUAACGAAGGUUUAAAUGCCAGUCAAGCAAACAGCACGGCUACAAUCGGUCUUGUAGUUCAUGCAGCCGCUGAUGGGAUUGCUUUAGGUGCAGCAGCUACAACGAGCCACCAAGACGUGGAAAUGAUAGUUUUCCUAGCUAUAAUGUUGCACAAAGCACCUGCCGCUUUUGGGCUCGUCAGUUUUCUAUUGCAUGAAGGAAUCGAUCGUAAACGUAUUCGCAAACACUUGGCAAUAUUUUCGGCAUCGGCUCCACUACUCACACUGUUGACAUUCUUCGGCAUCGGUCAAGAGCAGAAAGAAACGUUGAAUUCAGUCAAUGCUACCGGUAUUGCAAUGCUGUUUUCGGCUGGAACAUUUUUGUAUGUUGCCACCGUUCAUGUGUUGCCGGAAUUGACGUCACACAGUCACCCGCCGGCCAACUACAGCCACUUGGAAAGUCAAGCGACUCCGAAAGGAUACAGUGGACUUAGGAACGUUGAACUGUCUAUACUGAUAACGGGAGCAUUGCUGCCGCUGCUGUUGACGAUGGGACAUCACCAUUGAUUUGGCAUUGUGUCGCGGCUACUUUAAACCAGCAAUAAAAUGAUAACCAGAUAAAGUGAAUAUUGAAACUUUCUUAUUGUUCAAAUUUAUGAAUGUGAAAAUAUCUGUCGUCGGCUUUUGGUUUCGAUUUUAUUUUUGAGAUUAAAUUUCCAUACGAAAAAGAGUGAAAAGUGAAGAAGUUAUACUGAAGACGAAGGGUUUUUGUACACUAAAAUGCAAAAGUAGACGAAAAUUUAUAUACAAACUUUUAUGUAAUUUAUUUACAAUAAUUAUACACGUUCGUUUAUUCAA